Messenger RNA from Conger conger (European conger), 3767 nucleotides. Its product is annotated as UBX domain-containing protein 4-like. The transcript is spliced from 13 exons. The record is from RefSeq and is a predicted model, not a curated record. Lineage: Eukaryota; Metazoa; Chordata; Actinopteri; Anguilliformes; Congridae. Gene Ontology annotation, molecular function: protein binding. The coding region runs from base 82 to 1770 and encodes 562 amino acids.
GACACUGAAGGUUCAAGUAAGACUGAUGUGAGGAAGGACUACAACAGCGACUGGGGGAUUGAUAUACAUAAUAUUGCAAAAAUGCUCUGGUUUGAUGGCUCUAUCCCUGCCGCCAUCGUCUCAGCCAAGCAGGCAAACUGUGUAUUCGUCGUCGUUAUUACAGGAGAUGACGAGCAGUCCACACAGAUGAUGUCCAGCUGGGAAGAUGACGAAGUUGCGCAGGCCACAGAAGGCUGUUUUAUAGCAAUUAAGAUAGAUGCGAAAAGUGAAACCUGUGUGCAGUUCUCUCAAAUCUAUCCAGUAGUCUGCAUCCCAUCCAGUUUCUUCAUAGGAGAGAAUGGUAUUCCCUUGGAGGUGAUUGCUGGCAGUGUCCCAGCGCAAGAACUCAUAAAGCGGAUCAGCAAGGUCAAACAGAUGCAUGCACAGGACGCGGAGGUCUCGAACGCGGUCUUGGAUCAGGCUGAAGAGCACAUGGACGAAUCCACCCCACCUUCUGUCAGCCCAGACCCAGUCGCUGAGCAGGCCUCCCCGUCAGCCAGCGACCAGCCUAACAGCGCUGUACCCCCCAGUACAGCCUCAGAGAACAGCACUCUGCCCCCCAGUCCAGCCUCAGAGAACAGCACUCCCUCCCCCAGUGCAGCCUCAGAGAACAGCACUCCCCCCCCCAGUGCAGCCUCAGAGAACAGCACACCCCCUGCUCCAUCCAAAGAAUCCCUCUCCAGGCCGGCAGAGGAGGGCGGAGCCUCGGGCUACGUGACCCCGGCCGAGGACAGGAGCCUUUCCUCAGAUGACCUGUCUCUCAGCUCCCAGCCGGACGAGGGUUUGGAUGCCAAGGUGGAGAGACUAACCAAGAAGCUGGAGGAGAGGCGGGAGCGCAAGAAGAAAGGAGAAGAGGAGCAGGAGAUAAAGAAGGAGAUAGACCGCCGGAGACAGGGGAAGGAGAUGCUGGACUACAAGCGCAAGCAGGAGGGGGAGAGGACCAAGCGCCUGCUGGAGGACCGGAACAGGGAGAAGGCGGAGGAGAAGGCAGCGCGGGACCGCGUCAAGCAGCAGAUCGCCCUGGACCGGGCUGACCGAGCGGCCCGCUACGCCAAGAACCAGGAGGAGGCGGAUGCAGCCAAGGCCGCAGCACUGCAGGCCCGACAGGCAGAGAUGGAGGCCCGGAAGGAGACGCUGCAGAGAGAGAGGAGUGCUGUAGCAAGGAUACAGUUCCGUCUUCCAGACGGCUCGUCCUUCACCAACCAGUUCCCGUCUGAGGCCCUGCUGCAGGACGCGCGGGAUUUCGCCGCUCAGGAAGUAGGCAACCGGUAUGGCAAUUUCUCUCUGGCCACCAUGUUCCCCAGGAGAGAGUUCACUGGAGAGGACCUGGACAGGACACUCCUGGAGCUGGAACUCGCUCCCAGUGCAUCCGUCGUGCUGCUGCCUCAGUCGGGAAGGCCGGCCAAUGCUGUGGCCCAGUCUUCAGGCGGGGGCUUGUGGGAGAUGCUGGGGACGGUCUUCUACCCCCUGCUGGUGGUUUGGAGGUUCAUCAGCAGCUUUCUGUUCUCCAGUGCUCCGGCCCCUGGCUCUUCCCCCAGGGCCCCAGCCGAGAGACCUGCCCCCAGCUCCGCCUCAGCCAGCCAACCAAAUAGAGAGUUCAUUCGGAAGCGGGUUCUGGAGAAACGACCUGAGGACUUCAAAAAAGACGGCAAAAUCUACAGACUAAGGACUCAGGAAGACAGUGAGGAUGACAACAACACCUGGAAUGGCAACUCCACCCAACAGAUGUAGCCCACUGAUGCUAAAUACUGUGCAAUAAUGUUUAUUUCCCUUUUCUUACCAGGUUUGUGUACAUUGAGAACAUGACUGCAGUAUGUUCCUGUGCAAGCCUGGUCCCACUGAUCCCUUGCAUGGUUAGCUAAAUAUAAUCAGUGACUUCCCAUUGGCUUGGACAGCAUUAUGUUUUUACUUUAUUGCUAUCAUUUGCGAAUAAUUUUCCCCCCUGGUAGAAUAUGGCCCAAAACCAGUCAUACCAAUUUUAUUACUACCAGGAGUUUCUGGGUUGUCCAUUGCUUGAUCUUAUGGGUGAUAAUUUUUUUGGGGGUGGGGGGACAAUCAAUUUUAUUUAACAAUGGCUUCAUGAAGAAAACUAGUCAGGCAAAAAAUUUGAAAUGACUGGCAUUUGUGUGUUUUAUAUUAAGGGAUUCCUUAAUGAGUGUAUUGUCUGCCUAGACUGCGGAAUGUUCUUCUAGUUGAAAAGGGGAAGACUUUACAGCUCUCGUUUAAUAUUAGAAAUUUAAGAAAAAGUUUUUCAUAUAAUGGCAUUUUUCACCUGCUGUGGUUUUAUUUGGUGAUACUGUAUAGUUUUUCUAUAAUCGCAAGGUUGUGCACUUCAUGCAUGUUAAUCAUGGAAAUCAAAAGCAUGACUGUUGGUUCCGUCGGUUUCUACGGCUGGGGAUCGUAGAGCAGUGCUACGUAACUCCAGGUCCUGCGGGCCGCAGUGUCUGCAGCGUUUUCUCCAAACAUACGCGACACUACAUGAUUUCACUCAUUAUCUUACAGCACCACCUUGGUUCUGGAAGCAGUGGCAUCUGCUGAGUUGAAAUCUGUACAACUACAUUCGUUAAUAAAUUAUAAUUUCAAGAUCUUGAAGUGCAGAUUUUGUAGCCUUUAUCAUAGUUUGGAUAUCUUUUUCUCCUGCGCUUGUAAAACUGAUUUUCCUAAAAUCUCUCUGCCGUAAUGUGAAGAAAUAAACUGUCUUUGCCUGCCAACUGAUUAUUUAUAUCCUUGGCACACUUUUAUUAAUUGAUUAAUGAAAAGUUGAAACCAAUGAUCAUGUCAAAAUAGCUAUGAAUGCCAUGAAGAAGUCCCAUAUUCAAAUUGUGCUUAUUGCUCUAUAUUGUAAACAAUUAAAUAAAAAUGGGUAAUUGUUUACUGAUCAUAUUUAAGACUGAGGUGAAUCCAUAGGUUCCUAACUGGUGAAAGUGUAGACACGUGGCCACUACUCAAAAGACAUGCAAUUCUGCAAUAAGUUAAUCACUUUAAGAGGGAAAUCCUAUGAAAUAAACAUAUGUGCAACAGACACAUUUGGGGACGCAAUCUUUAAUUUGAUCUAAUUAAGCAUCUAAUUAAUUAAAUAAAAAAUUUUAAAGUAAUGGUUUGUUAAAAUUCUGUGAUUGAAAUUGUGGUUGGAAGGAAAACCAGCAUACACAGGGGACCCAAGGUCUAGUGCAUUGUUGGGGCAAGAACAACAGACACUGUGGCCAACAGGACCUGGAGUUGAGUAGUGUUGUCUUGUGGACUGAAGGGGAUUGUAUAUUGUGUACAGGUCAGGUAUUUGGUACCAGAUGGUUGUCAUUAUGGCUCACUGUGAUGUCCGGUACUUUUGUUUUUACUUUACCUAUGUGUCAGCUGCAAUGUCUGGAACUAAAAUCAUACCCAAAAGAUAUUGCCCCCCCCCCACCCCCCGAUGGAAAUGGAAUAUAUUUGAAAACUAUGGAUAUAAUGCAACAAUAUAUUGACAGAUAAAGACAUGCUUGCUGCUUUAAGAAACUGCAAUAUACCACAGUGCUGUGGAAUAUUUGUCAUAUUUCCCAAAAGUUGAUACAAUAUUACAAUAUAUUACAUUUCCAUAAGUAUGAAGUUGCUUGUACAUCUGGAAAGGAUUUAUGAUGUGUCAUAAGAUCAUGUGUGUUUGGAUGAACUUCCGUGAUUUUUUUAAAUUAUUUUUUUUGUGAACAGCAACCUGUACAAAUUAAUAACAUUAAAAAAUGUUGUUUAAAAAGCUA